AUGGAAGGAUUAGACCAAGAGCAACAGUCACCUGUGUGUUGCGUCGUUGCUUGUCCGGAGAUUUGGGGAUGGGACUCGCCUGAGAGAAAAGCUUUGCAAGCAAUGAGAACACUAGAGGGAGAGCCAUGGCUUGAGAAAACUCACCUCAUUCAGUCCCUUUCAAAGGGUUCUGGACCUUCUGGUCCGUUGUCUGGUAGCAAUCCAUGCACGUUCAUUCCUGGACCAAGCCAUAGACGCUGCACCUUAGCUGAGAAUGAAGUGAGCUUUUCCAGCCAUAGUGGUCAUGCAUCAUGGUUCAUUUUGCGGCCGCUUCCGAUGUCAAUGAUACUCAACAAGCAAGAUAAAAGGUCUUGA
Ilex paraguariensis (yerba mate) is the source of this 354-nucleotide messenger RNA. NCBI's taxonomy places the organism in Eukaryota, Viridiplantae, Streptophyta, Magnoliopsida, Aquifoliales, Aquifoliaceae. The record is from the annotation of a GenBank genome assembly.